Messenger RNA from Crotalus tigris (Tiger rattlesnake), 2532 nucleotides. Its product is annotated as class I histocompatibility antigen, F10 alpha chain-like. The record is from RefSeq and is a predicted model, not a curated record. Lineage: Eukaryota; Metazoa; Chordata; Lepidosauria; Squamata; Viperidae. The transcript has 6 exons. Gene Ontology annotation, biological process: immune response. Bases 290 to 1132 code for a protein of 280 amino acids. Gene Ontology annotation, cellular component: external side of plasma membrane.
UGGAUUGUGGCGCACUUUACUCCCCGGGACCCCCCCCCUCUCCCUUUGCCUGGGAUUUUGGGAAAGCGGGGCGCAGGUUGAGGAUCGGGGCCAGGAUGGCUCUGCGCUCCUCUUGCUCCUGGUGUUGGUGAAAGUGGUCCUGCGCGAGAGCUGCUUCGGCAACUCCUCGCAUUCCCUGAAGUAUUUCUACACCUCCAUCUCGGAGCCCAGUCAGGGGCUGCCCCAUUUUGUCACUGUGGGAUAUGUGGACGGGCACGUCUUUGUUCACUACGACAGCAACAGCCGGAGGAUGCAGCCUCGAGUCUCCUGGAUGGAGAAGGUGGGGAUGGAGGACCCCCAAUACUGGGACAGAGAGACCCAGAGAGAACGUGGCACUGAGGAGACGUCCAGAGAAAACCUGGAGAUUGCGAGGACUCGCUACAAUCAGAGCGAAGGCUUUCACAUCAUACAGGUAAUGUGUGGCUGUGAGCUCCAGGCUGAGGGGAGAAAAGGAGGAUUUUGGCAAUAUGGCUACGAUGGGAGGACCUUCCUCACCUUCGACAAGGAGAGACUCACCUGGGUGGCUCCCCAACCCCAGGCCCAGAUCACCCAGAGGAAAUUGAACGCUAUUGCAGGAUAUAAUCAGAGACGGAAGGCCUACCUGGAGGAAAUCUGCAUUGAGUGGCUGGAGAAGUACCUGUCCUACGGGAAGGAGACGCUGCUGAGGACAGAGCCCCCAGAGGUGACCAUGAGCAGCAAGAUGGAGGUGGAGGAUGGGAUGGAGAUGCACAUCUGCCGCCUGGAUGGCUUCUACCCCAGGGAGAUUGAUGCCUUCUGGACGAGGGACGGGGAGGUCUGGCUGCCGGACACCCUCCGUGGCUCCGUGGCCCCCAACGCGGAUGGAACCUAUCACCGCUGGCUCAGCAUCCAGAUCGAUCCCAAAGAGAGGGGCCGCUAUCGAUGCCACGUGGAGCAUGACGGCUUGCAGGAGCCUCUGGACGUAGCCCUGGAGGAGCCAAAAUCCAACGUGGGGAUCAUCAUCGGCUGCAUUGUGGCUGGCCUUGUCUCAGUGUGCACGAUUGUUGGGAUCUUGGCUUGUAUUUACAUUCUCAACAAGCGUCAAGAAGGCUACAGAGUAGCAUCAAGAGAAUGAUUUGUCCUCAUUACAUGUGAGCUCCAAUUCAGAGCGAGAAUCAGAGGCAACGUCAGUUGAGAUGUGUGCAUGUGUGUCCAAGCACAAAAGAAGCUCAUGAAGAGUUGUGCUAUCUUCCUCUUCCUCUCAAGAACUAAGCUGUGGAAGGAGGGCCCCCUUUUCAUGACAACCAGGCUAUUCUUGGGAGUGGAGACUCCAAGGAGAAACAUCUGGGACAAGGAACCCUCAAGAGGAUGAGAAGACCCAGCUGGGUGGACAAUCCCUCUGACUGAGAUGCUGUUUCCAAGAAGGUGGAAAGGAAAAGUUUGGGCCACCACAUGAUCAGGAGGAGGCAAUUUUGAGAGAAAAGAAGGUUUGGAAGGUGCCAGCUGGAUCUCCUCUUGGUCUCCCACCACAAAGGCUCUCCAAGUAUGAACGGAUUGGAACAAGAGACUUUGGGGCCAUCUGUAUGUUGUGCUCCUUCUGGUUCUGGUGAAAGCAGAAUUUCUUUGGGACAAUUUUGCUAGGGAACCUGAGGAGCUAAUCAUUCAGAGAGAGAAGAGACCUGGGGGGGGUCAGGAGGGGGUGGCUGAGAUUUUGUCUUCCCAGGAGACGUGGGUUGAAUUUGGUCCGGGGCCUCCUGAGGGAGCGGAUGGGGCCCUUUGCAGCAGAAGCUCUGCCAGGUUUCCUCUGCACUUCCUGCCCUUCCUGGCCGGGGAAAACCUCUGCAGUGGACAGGGAACAAAGUGGGGCAACAGCAAAGAUUUCCUGGGUUUCCUUUCACACAAUCACACACACACACCCCUCUGUCUUCCUUCCCCUCCCUAUAAAGAUGCCUUAUGGAUCCGAAUAGCCCCACAGUGCUACCAACUCAUUUCCUCCCAGUUGAGGUGAAGGUCUCUUUUUGCUCCAUGGACACAACUAGGAAGCUUUCUUGGCACCGAGACAGAAACGGCAAAUUACACCCAUGUCCUGUGGUCUGGGGAUUCCCAUUUGGGGCUUUCCCAGCCAGCUUCCCUCAAGGAAAGUCGAGGGGGAAGCCUGCAAGGAAAGUCGCAGUCGUGUGAUGUCUUGCUUAAUGACCAGUGGUCACGUGAUGCCUCACUGCUUAAUUUUCAAAGGCUUGUGUGGUCAUAAGUCAAGGAGCCCCUGGACGAAGAGCUUGGGAUGCAAACAAAGUUUUCAUAAGAGGAUAGUUUAACGUAACGGUCACUUUAAGGAGAAAAAGGCAAGAGAGAAUACAAUUUAUUUGGGAUGAGAUUUUUAAAAAAGGGAAGAAGUUUUAAAUAGUUCCUAGAGAGGGCAUCUAUUAUGCACCAAAUGAAGCUUCCACAGAGACAAUUAAUUGUGCUAAGUAAUAACAAUAAUUAAAUAAUAGUAUUAUCAAUGAGCGAGAUGGAAAUAAAGAUCAAUUAAUAAGA